CACAAUCUUUCCUUUGCUUUGUUUAAUAUACUUGGUGUGUGUGGCAUUCAAAAAUGGCUAUGGUGUUGAAUGUUUCUUCUGCUUUUCAUUUGAACAUCUCAUCCUCUCUUCUACCCUCCUCUUCUUCUUCAUUUCCCAGUUCUUCUGCAUUCACUUCCUCCAAAAUUCCCUCCUCUGAUUCCUUUCCUAUUGCAUCAUUAUUGCCUUCACCCAGAAAGAGAAGAGCUCUUCUCUUUCCUUCUGUUUCCCUCAAUAAUCAACCAGGUGAAGCUAUUGAUUCAGCUCAUGAAGAGGAGGAAGUUGAAGUAGAGCCCAGUGAGACUCUAUUGUAUGCCUUCACUCCUUUGCCUUUGCUUUUUGUGGCUGCUCUUCCUGGAGCUGGAACAUCUCUGUUCGGGCCAUUUGUCGAGCUUGUUAAAUCAUGGAGUCUUCCAGACUGGCUUGUUCAUUGGGGUCACCCUGGUGACAUGGCUGUCGUGCUUUUCGCUAUGGGCAGUUAUGGAACUUAUCUUGGUUUCCGAAUACAGUUUUCUAAUGAUGUGGAGGAGAAAGCCAAUGCCAAGGACUUGCACCCAAAACUUCUAGGGGAAAUGUUUUUCUUCUUGGCAUUAGGAGCUACAGGUGGAAUAACAGCUCUUCUGACUUCAGAUAAGCCUAUCUUUGAGAGCCCUCAUGCUGUGACAGGUUUGAUUGGCCUUACUCUCUUGACUAUACAGACCAUAUUGCCAUCAUUGUUUGAGGGAAAUCCCGGAUUGUGGAAUGUGCAUGGGAUCUUGGGUAGUGGGAUCAUGACACUUGCAUUGAAGGAUCCACUCUUUCUUGUCCAUGCUGCUCUUGGACUUCAACUUGGCCUCAGUUUCUAA
Molecule: messenger RNA, 863 nt
Organism: Camellia sinensis
Lineage: Eukaryota; Viridiplantae; Streptophyta; Magnoliopsida; Ericales; Theaceae
Source: RefSeq, a predicted model, not a curated record